GCGGGGACCUCAGCAAAGGGGGACUCUUGGGGGUUGCUAGGCCUGGGGGAUUCCCAAGUUGCUCCCAAUGACCCCUCUCUGCCCUUCCACCUGCAGGUGGGCAAACGAUGAAGCCAAUGAAGAAAGCAUGUGCUGGCCUCCCAGGUCCUGGCAGCGGAGGCAAGUCCCCACCAGCCACCAGGGCCAAGGCCCUGAGGCGGCGAGGGGCUGGGGAGGGUGACAAGCCAGAGGAAGAGGACGAUGAGGUUCAGCAGCGGCCAGGCCCAGAAGAGGCUGAGGAGGAGGAGGAGGAGGCACAGCAGGGCUCAGGGGGUGAGGGGCUCCCCCUAGAGCCGGGCCCUGAUGACCCCACCCCUGGCCCAGCCGAGGACCCCAAGGCAGAGGGUGAGGCUGGCCGCUGGGAGCCUCCACUCAGCCGGAAGACGGCCACGUUCAAGUCACGAGCACCCAAAAAGAAGUAUGUGGAAGAGCAUGGUGCUGGCAGUGGCAGCGGCGGAGCAGCUGGGGUCCCUGAGGAACGGGCCGGGACCCCUGAGGAAGCCAGCGCCCUGGGUGUUCCUCCACGGCCACCCACCUCCGCCCGUUCCUCCUCCACUGACACAGCCAGCGAGCACUCGGCUGACCUGGAAGAUGAACCAGCUGAAGGUUGUGGGCCAGGGCCAUGGCCCCUGGGUGGCACCAGUGGCAGCUAUGACCUGCGGCAGCUGCGAUCCCAGCGGGUACUGGCGCGACGUGGGGAUGGCCUCUUCCUGCCCGCUGUGGUGCGCCAGGUGCGCCGAAGCCAGGACUUGGGUGUGCAGUUCCCAGGGGACCGGGCCCUGACUUUCUACGAGGGGGCACCCGGCAGUGGUGUGGAUGUGGUUUUGGAUGCCAUACCGCCACCAGGUGCGCUGGUGGUGGGUACGGCUGUCUGUACCUGUGUGGAGCCUGGCGUGGCUGCCUACCGUGAAGGUGUGGUGGUGGAGGUGGCUACCAAGCCAGCUGCCUACAAGGUCCGCCUCAGCCCUGGCCUUGGCUCCCAGCCAGGCCCACCAACCACCCUCCCACAGCCAUCGCAGCCGUCACAUCAUGAGCCCGAGGAGGCCGUAUGGGUGGCCCGCUCCAGCCUUCGCCUGCUUCGGCCCCCAUGGGAACCUGAAGCCCUGUCAAGGAAGCCCCCCACCAGCCCUGAGGAGGAACAGGCUGAGCCAGGGGCCUCCCUGCCACCCUGCCCUGCUGCCCUGGACCCCAAGCAGCCUGAGGAUGCUGAGGUCUCCAAGAUCAGCUUUGGUGGCAGUCUGGGGGCUUGUGGGGAGGGCGAGGAGAAGCACCCACCAUCCCAGGGCACCCCGGCCCUGCUCCCACUGCCCCCACCCCAACUCCUGUCACCGCCACCCAAAUCCCCAGCCUUCGCAGGCCCAGGCCGCCCUGGAGAGCAGCCCUCACCCUGCCAGGAGGGGAGCCAGGGUGGCAGCCGGAGCAGCAGCGUGGCCUCUUUGGAGAAGGGGACUGCGCCAGCUUCCCGGGCCCGCACACCACUGACAGCAGCCCAGCAGAAGUACAAGAAGGGCGACGUGGUCUGCACGCCUAACGGAAUCCGGAAGAAAUUCAAUGGCAAACAGUGGCGGCGGCUGUGCUCCCGAGAUGGCUGCAUGAAGGAGUCUCAGCGACGGGGCUACUGCUCCCGCCACCUGUCCAUGCGAACCAAAGAGAUGGAAGGCCUGGCUGACAGUGGCCCAGGUGGGGCUGGGCGGCCUGCUGGAGUGGCAGCUCGGGAGGGCAGCACCGAAUUUGACUGGGGUGAUGAGACAUCGAGGGACAGUGAGGCCAGCAGUGUGGCGGCUCGUGGAGACUCACGCCCACGUCUGGUAGCGCCCACUGACCUGUCACGCUUUGAGUUUGAUGAGUGUGAGGCAGCAGUGAUGCUAGUAUCCUUGGGCAGCUCCCGUUCCGGCACGCCCUCCUUUUCCCCGGUCUCUACACAGUCACCCUUCUCGCCAGCACCCUCACCCUCACCAUCGCCACUCUUCGGCUUUCGUCCCGCCAACUUCAGCCCCAUCAAUGCGUCCCCCGUCAUCCAACGCACUGCUGUUCGAAGUCGCCACCUGAGUGCCAGUACCCCUAAGGCAGGUGUGCUGACGCCACCAGAUCUGGGCCCCCACCCACCGCCACCUGCCCCCCGAGAGCGCCAUUCCUCCGGCAUCCUACCUACCUUCCAGACCAACCUGACCUUCACCGUGCCCAUCAGCCCUGGGCGGCGGAAGACAGAGCUGCUGCCCCACCCAGGGGCAUUGGGAACCCCUGGUACAGGGGGUGGAGGAGCCACCCCAGACUUCCCGAAGAGUGACAGCUUAGACUCUGGUGUGGACUCAGUGUCCCAUACACCUACACCCUCCACACCGGCAGGCUUCCGGGCUGUGUCGCCUGCUGUGCCCUUCUCCCGCUCCCGCCAGCCCUCACCAUUGCUGCUGUUGCCCCCACCUGCUGGCCUCACCUCGGAUCCUGGACCCUCUGUGCGCAGGGUGCCUGCUGUGCAACGGGACUCACCUGUUAUUGUCCGAAACCCUGACGUGCCACUACCUUCCAAAUUUCCUGGGGAGGUGGGCACUGCUGGGGAGACUCGGGCUGUAGGACCUGGACGGGGUUGCCGAGAGACCCCGGUGCCCCCUGGGGUGGCCAGUGGGAAGCCUGGCCUGCCCCCACCUCUGCCGGCCCCCGUACCCAUAACCGUGCCUCCAGCCGCGCCGACUGCUGUGGCCCAACCAAUGCCCACCUUUGGCCUGGCUUCUUCGCCCUUCCAGCCAGUGGCCUUCCACCCCUCACCCGCUGCCCUGUUGCCCGUCCUGGUGCCCAGCAGCUACACCAGCCAUCCUGCCCCCAAGAAGGAAGUCAUCAUGGGCCGGCCUGGGACAGUGUGGACAAACGUCGAACCUCGCUCUGUCGCUGUGUUCCCCUGGCACUCCUUAGUCCCCUUCCUGGCCCCCAGCCAGCCAGACCCCUCUGUGCAGCCAAGUGAGGCCCAGCAACCUGCCAGCCACCCAGUGGCUUCCAACCAGAGCAAAGAACCUGCUGAGUCGGCAGCUGUUGCUCAUGAGCAGCCACCAGGUGGGACAGGGAAUGCUGACCCUGGGAGGCCCCCUGGAGCCACAUGCCCUGAGAGUCCAGGGCCUGGACCCCCACACACUUUGGGGGUGGUGGAACCUGGAAAAGGUCCCCCUCCCACCACUGAGGAAGAGGCCCCUGGCCCUCCAGGAGAACCCCGGCUGGACAGUGAGACAGAGAGUGACCAUGAUGAUGCCUUCCUCUCCAUCAUGUCUCCUGAGAUCCAGUUGCCUCUGCCACCUGGAAAACGCCGGACCCAGUCCCUCAGUGCCCUGCCCAAGGAACGAGACUCAUCUUCGGAGAAGGAUGGACGCAGCCCCAACAAGCGGGAGAAGGACCAUAUCCGGCGGCCUAUGAAUGCCUUCAUGAUCUUCAGCAAGCGGCACCGGGCCCUGGUCCACCAGCGUCACCCCAACCAGGACAACAGGACCGUCAGCAAGAUCCUGGGCGAGUGGUGGUAUGCCCUGGGGCCCAAGGAGAAACAGAAGUACCACGACCUGGCCUUCCAGGUGAAAGAGGCCCACUUUAAGGCCCACCCAGACUGGAAGUGGUGCAACAAGGACCGAAAGAAGUCCAGCUCAGAGGCCAAGCCCACAAGCCUGGGCCUGGCAGGAGGGCACAAGGAGACAAGGGAGCGGAGCAUGUCGGAGACAGGCACUGCUGCUGCCCCUGGAGUGUCCUCUGAGCUUCUGUCUGUCACAGCCCAGACACUUUUGAGCUCGGACCCCAAGGCUCCGGGGAGCAGCUCCUGUGGGGCAGAACGUCUGCACACAGUUGGGGGACCUGGUUCGGCCCGGCCGCGAGCCUUCUCCCACAGUGGGGUCCACAGCCUGGAUGGCGGAGAAGUAGACAGCCAGGCACUACAGGAAUUGACUCAGAUGGUGUCUGGCCCUUCAUCCUAUGCUGGCCCGAAGCCUUCCACACAAUAUGGGGCUCCAGGCCCCUUUGCGGCCCCUGGAGAGGGAGGUGCCCUGGCAGCCAGUGGGCGGCCUCCACUGCUGCCCACCCGAGCCUCCCGUUCCCAGCGUGCAGCCAGUGAGGACAUGACCAGUGAUGAGGAACGCAUGGUUAUCUGUGAGGAGGAAGGAGAUGAUGAUGUCAUUGCUGACGAUGGCUUCAGCACCACUGACAUUGACCUCAAGUGCAAGGAGCGGGUAACCGACAGUGAGAGCGGAGAUAGCUCUGGGGAAGACCCAGAGGGCAGCAAGAGCUAUAGCCGGAAGGUGUUCUCGCCUGUGAUUCGUUCUUCCUUCUCCCACUGCCGUCCGUCGCUGGACCCUGAGCCCCCAGGGCCCCCAGAUCAACCUGCAGCCUUCAGCAAAGGCUAUGGGCCCACCUCGUCCUCCUCGUCCCCGCCUACACCCUCCUCAGCGGCAGCAGCCACCUUCUCAUUGGGCUCAGGGACCUUCAAGGCCCAGGAGUCAGGUCAGGGCAGCACAGCAGGCCCACUACGGCCCCCACCUCCUGGGGCUGGGGGCCCAGCAACACCUUCCAAGGCCACCCGCUUUCUCCCAACGGAUCCUACCACCUUCCGGCGCAAGAGGCCUGAAAGUGUGGGGGGCUUGGAGCCACCUGGCCCUUCAGUUAUUGCAGCACCUCCUGGCGGGGGAGGAAGUGUCCUGCAGACACUGGUCCUGCCUCCAAACAAAGAGGAACGGGAGGGCAGCGGAGCCCGCAUGUCCUCAGCCCCAGCCCCAUCGCUGGCCUUUGGGGCCCCAACAGCCCCGCUGUCCCGUCCAGCCGCCACCAUGGUCACCAACGUAGUGCGGCCUGUCAGCAGCACUCCUGUGCCCAUCGCCUCCAAGCCCUUCUCCACCUCUGGCCGGGUGGAAGCAUCUCCAAAUGACACAGCAGGUGCCAGGACUGAACCCAUCACUGGGUCCCGGGCACCUGGGGGCUCUCCACUGGGCGUCAGUUUAGUGUAUUCAGACAAGAAGUCAGCAACAGCCACCUCUCCAGCCCCACAUCUGGUGGCUGGGCCCCUACUGGGUGCUGUGGGGAAGGCGCCUGCCACUGUCACCAACCUGCUGGUGGGCACCCCAGGCUAUGGGGCCCCCGCACCCCCUGCUGUCCAGUUCAUUGCCCAGGGGACCCCUGGCAGUGGGGCCACUACAGGCUCAGGAGCAGGUGCUGGGAGUGGUCCCAAUGGGCCAGUGCCCCUGGGUAUUUUGCAGCCAGGUGCCCUUGGCAAGGCUGGGGGAAUCACCCAGGUGCAGUACAUCCUGCCCACACUGCCCCAGCAGCUUCAAGUGGCGCCUGCCCCAGCACCAGCCCCUGGGACCAAGGCAGUGGCUCCCGGCGGCCCUGCACCCACCACCAGCAUUCGUUUCACCCUCCCUCCGGGCACCUCCACCAACGGCAAAGUCCUGGCUGCCACUGCACCCACUCCUGGCAUCCCCAUCCUGCAGUCUGUACCCUCUGCCCCGCCCCCCAAAGCCCAGUCGGUUUCUCCUGUGCAGGCCCCACCCCCAGGCGGCUCAGCCCAGCUGUUACCUGGGAAGGUACUAGUGCCCCUGGCCACUCCUAGCAUGUCAGUUCGGGGUGGAGGGGCCGGCCAGCCGCUGCCCCUGGUGAGCCCGCCCUUCUCAGUACCUGUGCAGAAUGGUGCCCAGCCACCCAGCAAGAUCAUCCAGCUGACUCCAGUGCCUGUGAGCACACCCAGCGGCCUGGUGCCGCCCCUCAGCCCAGCCACAAUCCCAGGUCCCACGUCGCAGCCUCAGAAGGUCCUGCUGCCCUCCUCCACCAGAAUCACCUAUGUGCAGUCAGCGGGCGGGCACACACUGCCUCUGGGCACCAGCUCAGCAUCCAGCCAGGCUGGAACAGUCACCUCAUAUGGACCCACAAGUUCUGUAGCCCUAGGCUUCACCUCACUGGGGCCCAGCGGCCCUGCCUUCGUGCAGCCCUUGCUUUCAGGCCAGGCCCCACUACUGGCUCCUGGCCAGGUGGGCGUGUCACCUGUGCCCAGUCCCCAGUUGCCUCCCACCUGUGCAGCCCCUGGAGCUCCCGUCAUCACAGCAUUUUACCCUGGCAGCCCCGUACCCACCUCGUCAGCACCCCUGGCACAGCCAUCCCAGGCCCCCCCAGGCCUGGUCUAUACUGUGGCCACCAGCACCACCACCCCUACUGCUACAAUCCUGCCCAAGGGCCCACCGGCCCCUCCCACUGCCACUGCCACCGCCACCCCAGCCCCUACCAGCCCUUUUCCUACUGCCACAGGUGGGUGUUCGGCCAGCCCAGGGUGGGGUGAGUUGGACCCAGGGAAUGGGCUCCAAUCAAACCUUGCUCAGCAAAUGCUCUUCUCCCCACCAGCAGGCUCCAUGACUUACAGUUUAGUGGCCCCCAAGGCCCAGAGGCCUACCCCUAAGGCCCCCCAGAAAGUGAAGGCAGCCAUCGCCAGCAUUCCUGUGGGCUCCUUUGAGGCAGGUGCCCCUGGGCGGCCUGGCCCUGCACCCCGGCAGCCCUUGGAGCCUAGCUCAGCUCGUGAACCUGCUGCCCCUGAGUCCGAGCUUGAGGGGCAGUCUACAACACCGGCCCCUCCACCUCCCCCAGAGACCUGGGCUCCCACUGCCCGGAGCAGCCCCACACCACCCCUGCCUGCUGAGGAGCGGAGCAGCACCAAGGGCCCUGAGACUAUGGCCAGCAAAUUCCCCAGCUCAUCUUCAGACUGGCGUGUCCCUGGGCUGGGCCUAGAGAGUCGUGGGGAGCCUCCCACCCCUCCCAGCCCGGCCCCAGCUCCAGCUCCAGCUCCAGCUCCAGCUCCAGCUCCAGCCCCUGGUAGCAGCAGUGGCGGUGGCAGCAGUGAGGGCAGUAGUGGCAGGGCAGCUGGGGAUACCCCCGAGCGCAAAGAGGCAGCUGGUACUGGCAAGAAGGUGAAGGUGCGGCCCCCGCCCCUGAAGAAGACAUUUGACUCUGUGGACAACAGGGUCCUAUCAGAAGUAGACUUCGAAGAACGCUUUGCUGAGCUGCCGGAGUUUCGGCCUGAAGAGGUAUUGCCCUCUCCCACCCUGCAGUCUCUGGCCACCUCGCCUCGGGCCAUCCUGGGCUCCUAUCGCAAGAAAAGGAAGAACUCCACUGACCUGGACUCCGCCCCUGAGGACCCCACAUCUCCCAAGCGCAAGAUGAGAAGACGUUCCAGCUGCAGCUCGGAGCCCAAUACCCCCAAGAGUGCCAAGUGCGAGGGAGACAUCUUCACCUUUGACCGCACAGGUACAGAAGCCGAGGAUGUGCUCGGGGAGCUGGAGUAUGAGAAAGUGCCAUACUCGUCACUGCGGCGCACCCUGGACCAGCGCCGGGCCCUGGUCAUGCAGCUUUUCCAGGACCAUGGCUUCUUCCCAUCAGCCCAAGCCACGGCAGCCUUCCAGGCCCGCUACGCAGACAUCUUCCCCUCCAAGGUCUGUCUGCAGUUGAAGAUCCGUGAGGUGCGCCAGAAGAUCAUGCAAGCGGCCACUCCAACGGAGCAGCCCCCUGGAGCCGAGGCCCCCCUCCCUGUACCGCCCCCCACUGGCACUGCUGCUGCCCCUGUCCCCACUCCCAGCCCUGCUGGGGGCCCUGACCCCACCUCACCUGGCUCGGACUCUGGCACGGCCCAGGCUGCCCCACCACUGCCUCCACCCCCAGAGCCAGGGCCAGGACAGCCGGCCUGGGAGGGGCCCUCCCAGCCCUCCCCCCCACCCCCUGGUCCCUCCACAGCUGCCACAGGCAGGUGAGGGGCCCCUGAGAAGAUUCCAGGACCCAUAGUACCUAGUACCCCCCUCAGGACAUGGACAGUAUGUAGGUGGCAGGAAUGGGGGGGGGCAGGAUGGUUACCUCCUCCCCAAUAAAGCCAUUUCGUCCUUUCCAGAUUGGGACGGGAUGAGGCCUGCUCCUCUGUGUCCCCCUCCCCCCACAGCUCCCUCCUGGUGAUGGGGGGCAGCUGAGGGAAAGCAGGGGCACAGUCUCCCUCUACCGAGCCCCUGUACAUAAUAACCUGGAGUGUGUGACCUUCAGAUCUUUUCACUUGUACUUUAUGCAAAAUGGCUCGUGUGAGGGCUGCAGAGAGAAGUGAGGGCCUUGGCCACAGGGAGGCACCUGUGGAGUAGGGGGAGUUCAUGCACCCCUUUUUCCCCCAGAGGGGCUGGACUCAGGUUAGUUUGAGGGUGGGGGCUCCUGCACUUUGCCACAGGCAUGGGGAGGGUUCUCUCCCCACCCCUCUGCCCUCCCAACUUGGGUUGUACUUUCUAAGAAGGUGAUUCCCCCUACCCUUGUCCCCAUCCCCAGAACAAAACAUGUUGAUCAUGUGCAAUAUUUCUUACUGUGCCGAGAAGCCGAGAUUAAAGCUGUUUAACACAA
Messenger RNA from Miniopterus natalensis, 8409 nucleotides. NCBI's taxonomy places the organism in Eukaryota, Metazoa, Chordata, Mammalia, Chiroptera, Miniopteridae. The record is from RefSeq and is a predicted model, not a curated record.